AAAUUCAACAAGACAAAAGUAGACAGCCAGAAAUCUACGAAAUCUUAGAAUUCAGAAGGCGUGGGUUUAUGCAGGAUAUCUUGGAUAGCAAGACGUUAGUGUUAGUUUUAAUACGGACACAAGUGUGAAUAUGACAUAAUAUUCUGGAUGACAUCGCAGACAGGCCAGACAAAAAUAAUCGCCUAAAGGCAUUAUUCUAAUUGUAAACAAGGAGAAGUAGCAUUGCCACUGUUGAACGAGUACAGAGUCUACAAGGACUAUAAAGGCGAAAGCGAAGUCCGAUUGCCAAGACUUUAUUACGCAGUUGCAUGACUCACAAGCAGACUUUCGCAACCAAGAAAUGCUCCAAUCCAACGAUUGUAACGUGGUGGUAUGUCGUGAUCGUAAUUGCAAGCUCUGCUCGACUUCGAACACGGAUACCGUGCAAGACCAGGCGUACAUAGUAUAUACGUGUGAGAGCACAAAUUGCAAACUAUGUCGCGAGGAAACGGACGUACUUUUGGAUUUGUUUUGUCCGUUUAACACAGUCGAGGACAUUGCGGAAAUGACUGGGAAAUUAAACAACAUCACCGAAUGGAGCCUACUUGUUAAUGAUGGUGUUACGGCCAAGACAGAGUUUCAAGCGUACGGCACCGAUCUGUGUACAACUGAGGGAAAAAUUGAUCUGCCUAAUUUGCAGGAACAAAGUUUGGAUGGCUUUCAAAUGUUACGUGCAGUCUUGCCGAACACUCCUGGACAAAUGAGUGACAGACAGGGAACUAAUCUUGAGAUUAUUCAGAAUUUACAACCAGUUGAUGAAAGUUUGUUGACGAAUUUAGAGAGAGAACUUCAAGUGGAUCAGUUGGAAGACCUCCCAGAACUGAUGGACAUUUGUGAUUUUAUCUCGAGAUAAGACGAACAUAACCACAAUAGAACUUGUUUUUCACGAGCUGGGUGUCAGAUGGAACAACCAUGCACACAUUAAACUUAUUUAUCAUCCCUUGACGAGCUAGGUGUUCUAAGGAAUAACUAUGCAUAAUAAAACAUGCGUACGAGGCCUUCAUGAGCUGGGUUUUCGAAGGAAUAACGCCAACUAUAACUUGUUUAUAACUUCUUGAUAUUUCUUGAUGAGCUAGGUGUUCGAAAGAUAUAGCCACCAACAUCUAGGAAUAUUUUGCGAACUUUGUGACAUUGGCUUCUGCCAGUCACUAUGCAAGACAAUUUUUAUGAACGCAACCAUAAGGUGAAGUUUGUUAAAAUGAUGAAAUAGCACGAGUUUACAAACUAGUUCAACUAUUUUGACGAUUUGCUGUAGGGCUGUAGAACAUAGUUCUUGGUUUGUUUUCCAAGAAAUAUGACAUAUAAUACGACGGUUCGGAUGCCCUGUAGCGUCAGGAAUUUUAACUGAUGUCUGCAUAUUUGAUCAAUUUUUUUUCCACGGUUUACUCGCACGUAAACACUAGUUCAAUUUCUGGGUGUGGCUACAAUACUAGUUUACAUGCACUUUCAAAGUUCCUGUGAUCACAGUACGAAUUUUGCAUAGGUUAAUUCUAAGUUUCGAAGGAUUUCUAAGAAAUGUUUGAGGGAACUGGCUCAGUGUUUACUGUAACACUAUAGGCUGAUUUCCAGUGUUACGUUUUUCGUACGCACGUACAUGCACGUAAAACUUUGAAACCUUCUAUUUUUUAAAUGUUUUACAAAUAAGUUAACAAAUGCAUACUAAAACUUGCGAAACACUAAAUUCUGUUGCUUUAUCUAUUUGGUUACUUCACAAGUAACAUUGAAACGGAUUUAAGGUUUUACGUGCGUAUACGUACGCAUGAAAAACGCAACAGUGGAAAUCAGCCUUAAGUCAGUUCCCUUCAAACAUUUCUUACAAAACCUUCAAAACUUAGAAUGUGCCUAUAUGCAAAAUUCCCACUGUGGUCACAGAAACUAGUUUGAUAGUGAGACUGAACCAGUUUUUUAAAAUGGUGUGAAUCAAUCAUUGCAGAGACUGCAUGAUUUAGUGUAAAUGUCAACACCGAUUUUUGUAUAUUUACACCCAAUUAGAAAUUAAGGCUGCAUUCCAGUUACGCGUUUUUCAUACGUGCGUACACGCACGUAAAAGUUGAAUUCGCUUAAAAUUUUGUGCAAAUAACCUUAACAAAUACACAUUAAAUCAUACACAAAACUGAAUGCUGUCCUUUUAUAAAUUUAGUUAUUUCAUAAGUAGGAUGUAAAGCGAAUUCAACUUUUACGUGCGUGUACGUACGUAUGAAAAACGCAUAACUGGAAUGCAGCCUUUAGUUAGAAAUUAGUGUUACAGUUGUUUAAAUACACUGAUUGGGUGUAAAAGUGGUGUUCAUUAACACAUAAAUGGUGUUAACAUUUACCCUAAAUCAAUAUGUCAACAAGGCUGCAGUGAUUUUCACCAUUUUGGUGUUACAGCAAUUGAGCAACACCCAGAAAUUUAGGGUGCACAGACUACGAAAAUCGUUAAACAAAAUGGGGCAACCCGCGUAUAGUCAGGGGAUAAUAUAUCUUCUUGAUCAUAUUUCUUGGAAAACAAUUCCUCGUCAUAAACUACUGGGGGUUAGCGCUAAUUAAUCUAUCUUUGAACAACCGACGCCUGAAGGCUUCGUCUACGCCAUUAUACAGAUUCGUUUGAAUUCGCAAACAUUUUGUCACGAUUCGCUUUUUGUCCACACUCGGCAAAUACACCUACCAAAAACGCAAACGGUCUCUAGAGCGAAAACAUUUGAAGAUGUGACAUGACAAGGUGUUCGUGUGGUCGCGUGGAAACUGACGAAAACGAUGACGUAACAGUCGAGUUCGUUUAUGUGUGGGGACGAGGCCUAAUUAAUAGUUUGCUAUCGUGGUACAGGCGAACCUAAAUAGUAAUAUUAGAAUAUAGUUGUAUCAAAAUCAUAUAUGGAUACAUACAAAGCUGUAAAGAUUAUAAUAUAAGACGAUUGUGAUACGCAGGAUU
Messenger RNA from Paramuricea clavata, 2950 nucleotides. NCBI's taxonomy places the organism in Eukaryota, Metazoa, Cnidaria, Anthozoa, Malacalcyonacea, Plexauridae. The record is from the annotation of a GenBank genome assembly.